AAGGACAUUUUAGCUAAUACGAAAAAAUCUUAACCGGGAUAAGCACUCAGAUAAAAUGAAUGAUCCCCAACCAAACAAUAAAUAUGGAGCCAAUAAUUAAAUACCAUUAAAAAAGACAACAAAUCUUGAAACAAAGCAAAUAAAGCCUCUCUUCAGAAAAAGACCCACCCAUCCUUUCGUGCAGCAUCUCCUUUUUUUAAGCUUUCCAAAAGCCUUAAAUAUUCCUUCCCUGUCUCACACAUUAAGCCACAUUCUAAAUCCAACUCCAAAAAGAAAAGAGAAAACCUAUACUCUUCUGUAGUCUUAUUUUCUCAACAAUCAAACAAAAUACAAGAAAAUGGGGAAGAAAAUGAAGCUCCCAUUUCUGAACAAGAUCAUUUCAUAUUCAUCAUCUUCUUCCUCUUCAUGGCCAUCACCUUCUUGUCAUCAACAAAGCCCUAAGAAAAUAUUUUUCAGAGCUUUCUUCACCGUUAACAAACCUAAAAAUGUCAACAAACCCGAGCCACCUUCACGCAGCUUCUCCUCCUCCUCUACCACCACCAACAUCAUGGAAAAGCCACGGGAGAUAGAGUGUAUAGAGAAUGUGAUUAGGGGACUAAAAUCAUCAAAAAGACUUAUCUUCGAACGUAGAGGAAGAUCAAACUCCAUACUCGAAGAAGUUACUAAGGAAGAAGAAGAAGAAGAUGCUCCUGAGGAAGAAGAUUCUAUAGAAGGCUUCAUGCUCUUGUCCUUAAAAUCAAACGACCCGUACUUGGAUUUUAAGAAAUCCAUGGAAAAGAUGGUUGAACUACACGCUCUUCAUCAUGAUUGGAGAAGGCUCGAGAAGCUUCUUUUCUUGUUAUUGAAAGUCAACGUUAAGACAAGCCACGAAUACAUCUGCGCCGCGUUUGUCGACUUGCUCUUAAACUUAGCAGUAGAAACUUCUAAAGACAUCGCCCAAGAACCUCGUCCUGUCCUCGUCGAGGAAUCUCCAUCGUCGCCAUUAUCAUUCUACACGUCGUACUCGUCCUCAGAUGAUACCUCGUCGACGUCUGUCCGGGGCUUACCGGAGAAUUUGAUAGGUGAGAAGAGAAGGGACGUUGUUUGUUGUUUAUCGUCGUUGUUUGAGAUGGAGGAGAAGAUUAUAGACAAUAUUUAUUAGAGUGGUUAUGUUUCUUCUUAAAUGUUGUUUAUAGAAUUACAUACAUAAAUCAUAUGUCAUGUUUUAAAUUUAUAAUACUAGACACAACUCUAGUGAAGCAGUGGUAUAAAACGGAAAUUGAAGUCGAACCAGUUUAUUUUCGCGA
Molecule: messenger RNA, 1286 nt
Organism: Brassica napus (rape)
Lineage: Eukaryota; Viridiplantae; Streptophyta; Magnoliopsida; Brassicales; Brassicaceae
Product: transcription repressor OFP18-like
Exons: 1
Coding region: 338-1141 (267 amino acids)
Biological process (GO): negative regulation of DNA-templated transcription
Source: RefSeq, a predicted model, not a curated record